Messenger RNA from Drosophila sulfurigaster albostrigata, 4149 nucleotides. Its product is annotated as transmembrane protease serine 9-like. The record is from RefSeq and is a predicted model, not a curated record. The transcript is spliced from 16 exons. Lineage: Eukaryota; Metazoa; Arthropoda; Insecta; Diptera; Drosophilidae. The coding region runs from base 94 to 3999 and encodes 1301 amino acids. Gene Ontology annotation, molecular function: serine-type endopeptidase activity. Gene Ontology annotation, biological process: proteolysis.
CAGUUAAAUCGGCAAAGAGGCAUCGAUCACAACACUGAAAGACAAAUUUAUUUCUUGAUUACUUUUUGUUAAUAUUUACGUGCUGGCAUUGAAAUGAAGCUAAUGUUAUGUGAAAUGAUCUGGUUAACGAUCAUGUUUGUGUAUUAUGCCACGCCCACUUUGGGGUACUCGAAUAAAACGCAAGAAUUGGAAACUCCAACGACACUUCCAACACCCACAAAUAAUAAAUGCAUAUUAUCAACAGGAUCAGCCGGUGAAUGUGUCGAUAUCAGCAAAUGUCCGAUUAUUCUGAAUGAGCUAAAGACAGAAAAGGUCGAUCCUAUGACUAUCAGAUAUGUGAAAGAUUCAAAUUUGAUUUGUGACCAGAUUGGUCAUAAUGUCUGUUGUCCCAAAGAGAACUCUUUAGUUGAGCCAAUUCCACGUCGUUUGCCCACUGAAGAAGAGGGAUGUGGUAAGCAAAUAAACGGUUUCUCCAAGAAGAUCGCUGGUGCCUUUCCUGCCAGCAGGAAUGCCUGGCCAUGGAUAGCGUUACUUGCCUACACUUAUGGAUCCUCAAAUCUCUUCAAGUGCGGUGGCACCUUGAUCACCACGAGACACGUUCUCACAGCUGCUCAUUGUAUACUCGAUGAACUGUCCUUUGUACGUUUAGGCGAGCAUGAUCUCUCCACAGAAACAGAUACUAAGCUUGUUGAUAUUAAUGUAGUCAAGAAAGCAGUUCAUCCACAAUUCAAUAGUCUCAGUGGACGUGCUGAUCUUGCGAUUGUCUAUUUGGAACGUAACGUGGAUUUUAUGGAUUUAAUCGUGCCCAUUUGUUUACCUACUUCUCCGACAUUACGAUCAAAGUCCUUUGUGGAUUUAUAUCCCACCAUCAUUGGGUGGAGCAAAACUCAAGAGGAAUGCCAAUCUGUGAAUAUUUUAACUGCAAAUCAAGUACCCGUUUGGGAAAACAAAGUUUGCCGUGAAAGUUAUGCCAAACUGAAUCGAAGUUAUACUGAGGAUCAGUUCGAUGGCGCCAUUGUAUGUGCUGGAAAUAUGCGAGGUGGCAUGGAUUCCUGUCUAGCCGAUCCUGGGGGUCCGCUAAUGAUUCCCGAAAGAUAUGAAAAUAAUUUUAGAUUCUACCUGAUUGGAGUUAUGGCUUACGGCUGUGAAUGUGACACGAAAAAUGCGCCUGCUAUUUAUACGAGCACACAAUACUUCAUGGACUGGAUAAUCGAGAAGGUGGAGGACACGCCAUAUAUCAGUAAUUGUUCGAUUAUUCUAAACGAGCUGAAGGCAGAAAAGGUCGAUCCUAAGAUUAUCAAAUAUGUAAAAGAUUCGAAUUUGAUUUGUGGCCAGAUUGGUCAUAAUGUCUGCUGUCCCAAAGAGAACUCUUUAGUGGAGCCAAUUCCACGUCGUUUGCCCACCGAGGAAGAGAAAUGUGGUAAACAAAGAAAUGUUACAUUCAAGAAGCUCAUUGGGGGAGGCAAUGCCAAAAUAGGUGCCUGGCCAUGGAUUGCGCUACUCGCCUACGAUUAUGGAUCCUCAUAUCAAUUCAAGUGCGGUGGCAGCUUGAUCACAGCGAGACAUGUUUUAACAGCAGCUCAUUGCAUACUUGAUGAACUUAAAUUUGUGCGUUUAGGUGAGCAUGAUCUCUCCACGGAUACGGAGGCUCAACAUGUGGACAUAAAUGUAGUUAAGAAAGUAGUUAAUCCACAUUACAAUAGACUCACUCGUCGUGCUGAUCUUGCGAUCAUCUAUUUGGAGCGCAACGUGGAGUUUUCAGAAGUAAUCGUGCCCAUUUGUUUGCCUAAUACUCCUAGUCUGCGAGCAAAGUCACAUGUGGAUUUGAAUCCCAUUAUCAUUGGGUGGCGCACAAAUCACGGAGAAUGUCAAUCUGAGAAUAUCAUACAUCAGGUGCAGGUGACUGUCUGGGAAAAUGAAGUUUGCCAUAGUAGUUAUAAAAAAGUAAAUCAAAGUUUUACUGAGGAUCAGUUCGAUGGCGCCGUUCUCUGUGCGGGUGAUGUGCUUGGUGGAUGGGAAGCUUGUCUAGCGGACUCUGGUGGUCCGCUCAUGGCUCCCGAAUUAAAUGGAACGACAUUUAAAUACUAUCUGAUUGGAGUUGUGGCUUACGGCUGUGGCUGUGAUGCACAAAGUGCUCCUGCUGUUUAUACGAGCACUCAGUACUUUAUGGACUGGAUAAUCGAGAAGGAAGAGAAAUGUGGUAAGCAAAAGAAGUUCAGUUUCAAGAAGAUAAUUGGAGGCAGUCCUGCGAAGAAAGGUGCCUGGCCAUGGAUUGCGCUACUCGCCUACGAUUACGGUUUCUCGCACGCUUUCAAGUGCGGUGGCACUUUGAUAACCUCAAGACACGUUUUGACAGCAGCUCAUUGUAUUCUUGAUGAAUUGACCUUUGUGCGCUUAGGCGAGCACGAUCUUUCCACGGAUACGGAGACUCGACAUGUGGACAUAAAUGUUGUCAAGAAAGUAAAACAUCCACAUUUCAAUAGGCGCAACGGUCGCAGUGAUUUAGCGAUUUUGUAUUUGGAACGCAACGUGGAGUUUACGGACUUAAUUGUUCCCAUUUGCUUGCCUAACUCUCCUCAAUUACUUGCAAAAUCCUAUGUGGAUGCUAAUCCCUUUGUCAUUGGCUGGGGCAAGACUCAGGAGGGAGGUCAAUCUGCCAAUAUUUUAAAUGAGUUGCAAGUGCCUGUUUGGGAAAAUGACGUCUGCCGAGAAAGUUAUGCCAAACUGAAUCGAAGUUUUACUGAGGAUCAGUUUGAUAGCGCCAUUCUCUGUGCGGGAGAUCUGCAAGGUGGCAAGGAUUCCUGUCAAGGGGACUCUGGUGGUCCGCUAAUGUCCCCCGAAUUCGAAUAUCAUAUAUUCAACAUGAAGUGCAUGUUAUGUGUGAUCUUUAUGAUGAUCAAUUUUAUCGGCCUAGGCAUGCCAAUUUUGGAGCGGUCCAAUCGCUUGCGAACAACAAUGACAACUUCAACCACAAGAUCACCAAAAUCGAAAAAUGAGACCCACGUUGAAAGCUGUUUUAUAUCUCCCGGCGAGCUUGGAGAAUGUGUUGAUGUCAGAAGCUGUCCGCCCAUAGUGGAUGAGCUGAAGAUUAAACUUGUCGAACCCGACUUUGCCAGAUAUGUGAAAGCUUCGAAUUUCAUCUGUGGCAAGGUUGGAAAAAAGGUCUGCUGUCCCAUUGUGAGGCGUCGUUUGCCCACCGAGGAAGAAGGAUGCGGUCAACCGAACAUUUUAAGCUUCAGGAAGAUCAUCGACGGUAAUGUGGCCGAGAAGGGCGCCUGGCCAUGGAUUGCACUGCUGGGUUACAAUGAUGGCACCUCUUCGCCUUUCAAGUGUGGUGGCACCUUGAUCACCGAUCGACACAUUGUGACUGCUGCACAUUGCAUACGAGAUGAACUCGCCUUUGUGCGUCUAGGUGAACACGAUCUGAGCACGGAUGCGGAGACUCAUCAUAUUGAUAUUAAAGUGAUCAAGUCAGAGUGCCAUCCGGAGUAUAAUCCUCGCAAUAGUCGCAGCGAUAUAGCGAUCAUUCAUUUGGAACGCAACAUCGAGUUUACGGACCUAAUCAUGCCCAUUUGCAUGCCUAAUUCUCCCAGCUUGCGUGUCAAGUCCUAUGUGGGUGAAUCUUCAUUUGUCAUUGGCUGGGGUAAAACUCAGGAAGGUGGCAAAACGGCAGCGGUGUUGAAUCAGCUAAAGAUACCGAUCGUGGAUAACGAAGUCUGUCGCAAUUGUUACGACAAGUUGGAUCGCUACUUUACUGUGGAUCAAUUCGAUAAGGCUGUUCUCUGUGCUGGUUAUCUUCGAGGUGGCUACGACACCUGCCAAGGCGACUCGGGUGGUCCGUUAAUGAGCGCCGAAGAUUUUCGAGGAAGCAAAAGAUUCUAUCUCAUUGGGGUCGUGUCUUACGGCUUUGGUUGCGGAAGAUCAAAUGCCCCCGGAGUGUAUUCAAGCACACAGUACUGCAUGGACUGGAUAAUUAAAAAGCUGGAGGAAAGGCCUUGAACUAGAAUUUUAGUAUAAUAAAUAGGUAAAAGUUUAAAGAUUAUUUAGAAUAAUUUUCAAUCUCCUUGUUUUUAUUUUAGCCAAAUUUAAGAACUGUUUUAAUAAAUAAAUGGAAAUGAUUGGUUCAUUACUUGGAUGACAAGAUACAUU